This is a messenger RNA of Pleuronectes platessa (European plaice), 2949 nucleotides long. It is a transcript of the gene ergic3, whose product is annotated as ERGIC and golgi 3. The record is from RefSeq and is a predicted model, not a curated record. The coding region runs from base 92 to 1261 and encodes 389 amino acids. The transcript is spliced from 14 exons. Gene Ontology annotation, biological process: endoplasmic reticulum to Golgi vesicle-mediated transport; retrograde vesicle-mediated transport, Golgi to endoplasmic reticulum. Gene Ontology annotation, cellular component: endoplasmic reticulum; COPII-coated ER to Golgi transport vesicle; endoplasmic reticulum membrane. NCBI's taxonomy places the organism in Eukaryota, Metazoa, Chordata, Actinopteri, Pleuronectiformes, Pleuronectidae.
GUUCCGGAAGUGAAAGGACCGAUGGUGUACGGAGCGGUGCGGGAAUCUGUCGGUAUCGUUCGUGCCCAGCGGCGCGGUUCUGCUCCUCAACAUGGACACGCUGAACAAACUCAAGCAGUUCGACGCGUACCCCAAAACCCUGGAGGACUUCCGGGUGAAGACGUGGGGCGGCGUGACCGUGACCAUCAUCAGUGGCAUCAUCAUGUUGAUCCUGUUUGUCUCCGAGCUGCAGUACUACCUCACCAAAGAGGUUCACCCUGAGCUGUACGUGGACACGUCACGAGGAGACAAACUCAAAAUCAACAUUGACGUCGUCUUCCCACACAUGCCCUGCGCCUAUCUCAGUAUAGAUGCGAUGGACGUAGCCGGCGAGCAGCAGUUGGACGUUGAACACAAUCUGUUCAAACAGCGGCUGGAUAACGAUCUGAAAGCCGUCACCACCGAGGCAGAUAAACACGAACUAGGUAAGGCUGACGACGGGGGAGUGUUUGACCCCAGCACACUGGACCCUAACAGAUGUGAGAGCUGCUACGGAGCCGAGACUGAAGACCUCAAAUGCUGUAACACCUGUGAUGACGUGCGGGAGGCCUACAGGCGGCGAGGCUGGGCUUUUAAAAAUGCUGACACCAUCGAGCAGUGCAAGAGGGAGGGCUUCACUCAGAAGAUGCAGGAGCAGAAGAACGAAGGCUGCCAGGUUUAUGGCUUCCUGGAGGUCAACAAGGUGGCAGGAAAUUUCCACUUUGCUCCAGGAAAAAGUUUCCAGCAGUCGCACGUUCACGUGCACGCUGUGGAAAUUCACGACCUGCAGAGUUUCGGCUUAGACAACAUAAACAUGACCCAUCUGAUAAAACACCUGUCGUUUGGUAAAGACUACCCCGGCAUCGUGAAUCCUCUGGACGACACAGACGUCACAGCACCACAAGCGUCCAUGAUGUACCAGUACUUUGUGAAAAUCGUUCCCACGAUCUACGUGAAAACAGACGGAGAAGUGGUGAAAACAAACCAGUUCUCUGUCACCAGACAUGAAAAGGUGGCCAACGGGUUGAUAGGAGACCAGGGGCUGCCGGGCGUCUUUGUUUUGUACGAGCUGUCGCCCAUGAUGGUUAAAUUCACAGAGAAACACAGAUCCUUCACACACUUCCUAACAGGAGUUUGUGCGAUUAUCGGAGGUGUUUUCACAGUGGCCGGACUGAUCGACUCGCUCAUCUACCACUCGGCUCGGGUCAUCCAGAAGAAAAUAGAGCUGGGCAAAGCGUCCUAGCACUGCCCCCCCCCAACCCCCCCGCUGGCCUCCACGGUGCAACACAGACCAAGACACGGAUACAGAGACAGAAGGAAGAAGAGGAGGAGGAGGAAGAGGGGCGGAGGUGAAGAGGGAGAAGUUUGGAAACGGGAGUGAGUGGCUGGUUUUCCCUCCAUCUCCCUCUUCUGUCAGACUGAGAGAGAGAGAGAAAGAGAGAGAGAGAGAGACAUUGAGGUCGGCCAAGUUUCCUCCGUCUCUCUUCUCUCUGGAAAAAGCACUGGGGGGGGGGGAUUCCCUCUCAUUUAAGUGGAUGCCAACAGGACAGAGUGAGAAUCAGACGUGGACACGAGACUUUGUGAAGAGACGAGGACGCCACAUGAAUUCAGACCCCGUCUCCAGGAGCCUCCUUGUGGAAAGUGUGGGGGGGGGGGGUCCGUCCUGUCAGCGGUCAACUGUCGGAUCAAUACACUGAAUGUUGGAGAGCAGGUCUGUGGCUGAGAACUUUUAAAGGAGGACGUCACCCAAAACCUUUUAGUUUCCUUAUCAGCUAAACUGUCGGGGACAGAUUGUGUGAUCACUAAAUGAUUGUUUUUUUUUGUGUCAUACAUUGUGUUGUAAUAAUUCUUAUGAUAUAUUGUGUAUUUUUCUUGUUGUCAACAAAUUCUACCGACAGACUGAAACCAGCUUCGGCUCAAAUCGUCAUAUCUGAAUGAAUCAAUGAGCUUUGUGCAAAUUUUCCAUGAAAUAAGACAUUUUUUUAAACAUUGAAGCUGAAGUUAUCAUGUGUUGGUCAGUGUUGAUAUUGUGUUGGUUUGUGUAAACAAAUCAACAUGGAGACGGAUCAGAUCUCAGACCUGAUCCACGUCUGUGUCUCUAAACUGUGACGUGUCCUCGUCGGUGCCAUAGAACUCCAUUGUUGUUAAAAACAUAUCAAGGAGCCCCAGUGUUAAAACGAGGAACAUGUUCCUAUAUUAUCAUACACACACACACACACACACACACACACACACACACACACACACAACAUUCUGCUGCUACAGAUACUCACCCAACAAAUCCACGACUGUAUCCUCUCUCAUUUGAGUGACACUUGUUAAAACCGACUUCCGGAAAUCACUGACUUUUGAAAGAUGGUUAAAUUCAUCUUAGUUUUUUUGAUCUUUUCAGUGGAUUUGUUGACAAUAAUAAAAAUAAAGACGCCAGACUCGUAUGUUUUUUCACACUCGCUCUUUAUAUCCGUUCUUUAGUCGAGUCACUUGUUUCGGUCAAUGUUUAAACACUGAUCCCAGGUCAUCACAUUCCAGUCCCUCUUGUUUAAAGCUGAGGAGCAUCUGUGAAGUUAAUGAGUUCAAAGUUUGUCAAACAAGCAGAUCGUGAAUCUGUUGUUAAACUGAAUCAACACUGUAAAAGACAGAUUUGUGAUUUAAAGCCACUAUGUGUAGGAUUUGUAUGUAAUUUAACAAUCUGAUGACAUCAAUUUGUAAAAAAUAUAUAUAUAUAUCAUCUGAUUGGAGGUUGUGUUGUUUUCCACUUGUUCAUCUCAUCAGAUCUGGGUUCAUUCGUUUUCUUACAAUCAAAAUUAUUUCCAUUUUAUCUUCAAUGUUUCACUGUCAGUGUUUGUUCUCCCACCUGGAGAGAGAACACAGCAGAAUUGUUGAAAUGACAAAAAUAAUGUAAUUAUUUAAAGAUUUUCAGCAAUUUUUCAA